AUGGGCUUUGAUGACGUACGAUGUCACGACACCAAAGGCGCCUUCGCCACCUCCCCGCAGAGCCCAAAACUAGUAGCUGUUCUUUUUCUCAGUCGCAGUGAUGAAUCUACCAUCAGGCGUCACGGCGUCGAUGCUGAGGACCUGAUCGGCAGCAAGACCGUACAAUGGGCUGACAGGGGAGUGCCCGCCGCCGGCAAUGUAGCCUCCCCCGAAGCCGACAGUCUUGCCCUCUCCACCAACCAUGCGCAUCUACCCAAGAGAUCGGCCGUUGAAGUCGUGACCGGUAUUUUUGACCACAAGGCGCAAGUUUUGAGUGCGGGCGAAGUUGACCGCAAGCUGUAUCUGGGCUACGUUGGCCGCUUCAACGACAUACUCUGGAUAUCCUCCCAAUGUACAAUUGGUGGAAUCAGUUCCCGGAAGGGAGGCAUGUGA
This is a messenger RNA of Colletotrichum destructivum, 432 nucleotides long. RefSeq lists its product as uncharacterized. The transcript has 2 exons. NCBI's taxonomy places the organism in Eukaryota, Fungi, Ascomycota, Sordariomycetes, Glomerellales, Glomerellaceae. The record is from RefSeq and is a predicted model, not a curated record. Bases 1 to 432 code for a protein of 143 amino acids.